Molecule: messenger RNA, 2054 nt
Organism: Lactuca virosa
Lineage: Eukaryota; Viridiplantae; Streptophyta; Magnoliopsida; Asterales; Asteraceae
Source: the annotation of a GenBank genome assembly
AAACUGAAAUGCAUAAAGUUAGUUCCGAACAAACUCGGGGCCCACUACGAAGCAUCUCCUGGUUGCAUUUGGGUGUUCCGGCGCCAAUUUCCGACCACCGUCGUCGCAUUCUCCGUCUUCAAAGCCUAAAGGAAUCGUCGAUUUUCCAAACCUACAACAUCAUACAUUCAUGUUUUCUCUCUCUAACUUCUUCUCUUUUAAUCUUGAGAGAGAAAGUGGAGAGAGAGAAGGAUGGCGAUUGAUGACGACCAGUCGAAAACUUGCGUCGUCCUCGGAGGCAGAAGCUUCAUUGGAAGAUGUCUCGUCGUGAGGUUAUUGAAACUAGGUAAUUGGAUCGUACGAGUUGCCGAUUCCGCUCAGACUCUCCAACUCGAUCCCUCCGAGUCCAAGCACGACUCGCCUCUUAACCGUGCUCUCUCUACUGGUCGUGCUUCCUAUGCACACGUUGAUGUUCGCCACAAAAGUACAAUCAUUAAUGCUAUCGAAGGUUCAGAAGUCGUAUUCUACAUGGAUGAUAUCGAUUCUUGCAAUAAUGAUUUCUAUGUUGGUUACUCAAUAAUUGUUCAAGGUGCUAAAAAUGUCAUCAAUGCCUGUCGACGAUGCAAAGUUCAUCGGCUAAUAUACAACAGUACUACAGAUGUAGUGAUUGAUAAAUCACGUGAUAUAUGCAGUGGAAAUGAGACAUUACUAUACUCAUCCAAAUUUAAGAACUUGUAUAGUGAACUGAAGGCUCAAGCAGAGGCAUUUGUUUUGCUUGCUAAUGACAUUGAUGGGGGGCUCCUUACAUGUUCUCUUCGCCCUAGCAAUGUUUUUGGACCUGGUGACAAGCUUCUUUUGCCAUCUCUUAUUGAAGUUGCAAAAUCUGGUUGGGCAAAGUUUAUUAUAGGAAGUGAUCAGACCAUUUCUGACUUCACAUACGUGGAAAAUGUCGCCCAUGCCCUUAUCUGUGCUGAAGCUGCUUUGUCUUCUCGCAUGCUCAUUGUGUCUGGAAAGGUAUUCUUCAUUACUAAUUUUGAGCCUGCAAAAUCUUGGCAAUUUGCCUUGUGUAUGCUGGAGGGGUUAGGUUAUUACAGGCCAGUGAUCAAACUUCCAGUUUACAAUACAGUCCAAUUAAUGUCACACACUACAACUUAUAACUGCUCUGCAGCUGAGCGCUAUAUUGACUACUCCCCAAUCGUUUCACUGGAUGAUGGUAUUGCAUUGACUGUCAAAUCAUUCUCUCAUCUAGCUAAAGAUUUACCUUCAACAAGGCUUGGUGACUUAAUUGAACAAUCAAAAGUGGAGGAGCUGCUAGGGGGUGGACAAGUUGCGGAAAUUUUAUUGUGGAGAAAUGAAAGGAGAUCAUUCUUAUGGUUUGUUGGAGUUGGUUUUGUGUAUUACUGGUUUUGUGUAUGUGAAAGAAUGAUGAUCUCCUCUACUGCUGAGCUUUUGCUGCUGAUGAUAGUAGUGGUGUCUGGAUAUGCUAAACUCUCACCAACAGUGUAUGGAUGUGCUAGAUUGUCACCUAAAGUGUCGGUGUGUUCGAUCUCGAGGACAAUACCAUGUUUUGAGGUGUCUGAAACGUGUAUGAGGAGCUGUGUUAGAAGCAUGGUAAACAUAUGGAAUGGAGUAGGUGAUGUGGCUAGAUCAUUGGCACAAGGAAAUGACUGGACUUUGUUUUCCAAGGUCGUAUUGUCAAUCUACUUUUUCAAGUUGCUGGUGGUGAACUCCUUCCCCACAUCAAUGGGAGUAGGGUUGGGGUUUUUGUUUAGUUUGUUGUUCGUUUAUGAGCAAUACGAUGUGGAGAUGGAUGGGUUGGUAGGGGUUUUAUUUGAAAUGAUGAGGCAAUGUGUUGUGAGUGUGACAAGUCGUAUACCUGUGCCAACACCAGCUCCUCUAUGUAUCAACACCACUACUACAAAAUCCAAGGAUCAGAGACACAACAAUUAGGGCAGUAGAACCAAAACCAACAUUGUUGUAUAUGCCACUCGCUCAUUUAGACUAUAUUACCUCCAUGUUUGUAUAUCAAAGUACACAAGGCUAACCCUUUUUUCAUUACAAUAAUUGAAUCAAGU